Desarmillaria tabescens is the source of this 489-nucleotide messenger RNA. RefSeq names its product proteasome maturation factor UMP1-domain-containing protein. The record is from RefSeq and is a predicted model, not a curated record. The transcript is spliced from 5 exons. Gene Ontology annotation, cellular component: cytoplasm; nucleus. Lineage: Eukaryota; Fungi; Basidiomycota; Agaricomycetes; Agaricales; Physalacriaceae. Gene Ontology annotation, biological process: proteasome assembly. Bases 1 to 489 code for a protein of 162 amino acids.
AUGUCACAGAGUCUGGACUGUGUCACGCGUCUGACGCGUUCAUCUCUCUCUUCUCUCAUUACCACAGUCAUGGAGCCUUCAUAUCGCAUUGUACCUUCAGGCGCCAACAAAUCUGCCUCUGUUCAAGCCACAGCAGGCACCCUUGGCCUCCAUGACACUCUGCAGUACGGUCCCCGUACUAUCGCAGCCGAAGUCAAGACGGAAGGAGGGCUGAAAGGGAGACUUGAAACGUGGGAAGAGACGCAAGACAACUUGAAGCUCACCGUGCAACGAAACGUAUACGGCUUGCAUGCACCCAUGCGACUUCUCAUGGAGCGCAAGAUCGUAGCUGAUUCACCCCAUAUGCCUGCUCUUCCCCAGUCGAACCUACACUUGGACAUUCUCAUGGGCCGAGACGAGACUAUAGCACCAGCAGACGUAUUUGGUGGCAUGGAGACCGGGUCAUCACUAGAUAUUCAUAGAGAUAUGGAGAAGAAACGGCAGAUGUAA